Messenger RNA from Cornus florida, 851 nucleotides. Its product is annotated as transcription initiation factor TFIID subunit 13. Bases 192 to 578 code for a protein of 128 amino acids. The transcript has 7 exons. Lineage: Eukaryota; Viridiplantae; Streptophyta; Magnoliopsida; Cornales; Cornaceae. The record is from RefSeq and is a predicted model, not a curated record. Gene Ontology annotation, biological process: transcription by RNA polymerase II. Gene Ontology annotation, molecular function: protein heterodimerization activity.
CCGCUCACGUGAUCCUAUUUAUUUUCCUAAGAACCAACCAGUUUCGCACCGCCUCUUUGCCUUUCUAAACGCUCCGACCCGUCACGCCGGCGAACCGACGAAGGGCGGACGACCAAGCCAAGGCUGACACCGUUCAACGGCGGCUACCGUUUGGUACGGUAUUGAUUGGAGGGGAUAGUUGGGUAUAGAAGAUGAAUACCUCUUCAGCAGGGCCCUCCUCAAGAGUGAGAGUCGGAUCAUCCCAACCAUCGGAAGCUUCAUUAAAGCGCAAGCGAGGAGUUUUUCAGAAAGAUUUGCAACACAUGAUGUACGGUUUUGGAGAUGAUCCCAAUCCGCUUCCAGAAACUGUGGCGCUUUUGGAGGACAUUGUUGUGGAGUAUGUCACAGAUUUGGUGCAUAAAGCUCAAGAUUUUUCAUCAAAAAGGGGAAAGCUUCUAACUGAGGAUUUUCUGUUCUUAAUCCGCAAGGACUUGCCAAAACUUAACCGCUGUACUGAACUGUUAUCUAUGAAUGAGGAGCUGAAACAAGCAAGGAAGGCUUUUGAAGUCGAUGAAGAGAAGCUGACAACAGUUGAGUAACGGGGCAGAAUUUAAACCACUUACCUGCUCUUGCAUGUUCUCUGCUUCGUGAUGGAACUUGCUGAUCCAGACAAUUGUACAGUGCCCAUGCAACAAGACAAGCUUCUCUAUGUUUCUAAUCAUCUCGUCUGCUUUAAUUGUAUUGUUCUUGUGGUUCAUUAUUUUAAAGUUCAAAUUAUUUCUUUUCUGUUUUGGAUGUUGUAAUGGUUUUAAGUACGGUAAUUUUGAAUUCUCGAAGAGGGGCUUAAAAUCGAAUGCAUAAACCUUGUUUUA